Molecule: messenger RNA, 516 nt
Organism: Leishmania mexicana MHOM/GT/2001/U1103
Lineage: Eukaryota; Euglenozoa; Kinetoplastea; Trypanosomatida; Trypanosomatidae
Exons: 1
Coding region: 1-516 (171 amino acids)
Source: RefSeq, a predicted model, not a curated record
AUGUCCACAUCGAAGGAGGCCGCGGAUCAGAGCCGAAAAUUCGGCUUUAAAGAAACGCGUGAGCAGUACCAGCAGCGGAAGAGGCAAGAAAAGCAAUUGAAAUGGACGGAAAAGUUAUCAAAAGAGGAUCUCGGAAAACUGCAAAUGGAGUUGGAGUCCUUGAAGAGAGCCCGUUUUUUGGCGCCUCAGCAAAACGAACGCAAGCGCCUUGUGCACCGCAUGAUUCGAGACCUCGAGGCAGCGGAAAAUAAGGAGCCAGAGGAGGAGACACCUGUUGUAGCCACUACGCCGUCUGCCGUAGACUCAGACUCGGAUGAAGAUAUUUUUUUUACGAAGGGCACACUCACAAAUGACGAGCACAAACGUCUUUUUAUCCCGCGCUCGAUCCGCAGGAAGCCAGAGGAGAAAAAAUGUGAGAAGACUGCUCAACAGCUUGCUGAAGAGGCGGAAAGAGAGCUUCUUGCUGCUGUGCACAACGAUGACGACCUCGAUUCAUUUCUCAAUUCUCUCAAAUGA